This is a messenger RNA of Myxocyprinus asiaticus (Chinese sucker), 3216 nucleotides long. RefSeq names its product F-box only protein 48. Bases 1519 to 1980 code for a protein of 153 amino acids. The transcript is spliced from 3 exons. Gene Ontology annotation, molecular function: protein binding. The record is from RefSeq and is a predicted model, not a curated record. NCBI's taxonomy places the organism in Eukaryota, Metazoa, Chordata, Actinopteri, Cypriniformes, Catostomidae.
UCAGCUGUCAAAACGACUCUUCCGUCGAUAUGAAUCUUUACAAAUCACGUAUAUUCCAUAUAAAUCAGUAGCGUUUCAUGCAUAUGUAUACUGCAUACAGUUACAUAGACGAGAUGGACGAGAACAGAUAAUGCGAGUGAUUAAUUAAACUUGGCAUUACUUAAAAAGGGUUUGAUCUGUACAUCAAAGGUUCCGACUUCUAUAUAACUCACUGGUGUUGGUCUGAAUGGGUCCACGUCACAAAGAAACUGUAUUUAACGGUACUGAUACUGUAAUUUGUAUGCAGUUCGAGGUAAAUAUAAAGGACAGGAGUUAAUUGUACUGAGGGGGUACCAUGGUGCAUCGAUGGUAAUAUCAUAGUACUUUGAUAUUUACCAUGGUAUUGGAUGAUUUCCGUGUUCACAUACCAUGGCAUUAACACAUGAAACAUUUUGCACACCGUUUUUCUAAGUAAAUUAGAAGGAAAAUCUACUAAACUUCAUGACAUAAUAUUGAUUAGAGUUAGUGAGUAAAUGUAACUUUAUACAGUAACUUAUUUUUGAAUCUGAUGUACAUAAUAAAACAAACGUAUAAUUUAUUAUUUAAAUUGUAACGAGUCAGACUCCAUGUGCAGAGUUUAAUAGAGAUCAUAGUCAGACAGGCAGAGGUCAAAACCAGGUAGGCCUAAGCAAUCCACACAAUGCAAUAAAUCAAAGACAGUAGAUAAAUAGGUAAAUCCAGGGAACAGGCAAAGGGGGUAAAUCCAGGGAACAGGCAAUAGUGGCCUAUAAACACUCAGAAAUGCAAGACUUGGCAAUGAAGUGAAGCUAGAGGGAGAGUAUAUACACUGGGAGUUGAUGAGUGAAUGGAAAAUAGGUGUGAGAGUCAUUGGCGGGAGGAAGGGGAUUCUGGGAAAUGUAGUCCAGGUAGGGGUUAAUACUCAGGGGAAGGGGAUCUUGUGUGAACAGAUCUGGAGGAUGUGACAUAAAUUAACAUUUUGUUAGAACAUUUCACAUUUAGAACUUUCCUUGUAAGCAGAAUUUUAAUCAUGUACCACAUGACAUACGGAAGCCUUCGACAGCAAAGCUUAAUGCAUGCUAUGUAGUCUGCUGGACAACAUUACCUUUUAGUACUGGCAAUGAAAACAAGAUAUUUAGCUGCACACAGACCACCUUUGUGCACUUGGUGUACAAAUCACGACGAUAACAAUCAGCAGAUUUGUUUUUUGUUUUGUUUUUUUUUAUCACGAAUGGUUGAUUUUGAGUAGAAAAUGAAUUUCAGACUUCACAAAACAAGUUACCAAAUGCAACAACAAAAUCAACAAAAAAAAAAAAAUGGCGUAAGCAAACUUGCAAACAUAGAAACCAUGCAAAAUCAUUAAUUAUUCAUAUCCAGUGCAUGCUGGGAACACCAGAUUUGAAAAAUUAAGGAAAAGUUACUUAUUUUAUUUACCAGUAAAAUGUACUUAAAUUAGAGAAUAUGACAAGCUUUCUACUUUGGGACUGAUACAUAAUGACACAUUGUAAAGGACGUUGAGAGAUGCAGAAUGUCUGUAAAAGGAGAAAUAGCGCCUCCUUCAUCCAAGAAGGAAGCUCCACUAUGAUCCUUGGCCUGGAUCCACUUCACCAGAACUUUUCUGAGACCCUUCCUACAGAGAUGAGUGUGAGGAUCUUCAGUGAGCUGGACCUCAGGAGUUUGUGCCAGGCCUCUCUCACCUGUAAACAGUGGAAUGGUAUCAUCGAGGGCAGUGAUCUCCUGUGGCGGAGCCACUGUCUUACGGUGUUGGCCAUUUGCCGGAGGGAGAUGGACGGGGACAGGCUUGAUGGAUAUUCAUGGAAGGUUACACUUGUUCGUAACUACAGGAAAGGCUGUGUAAAGAGAAGAUGGCUGAAGGGUCGAUACAGCAACAUCCACUCUUCUGACAAGAUCCCACCCAACAGCAUGUGUCCACUGGACUUGGAGACCUGGGGAGAGAUACUGGAGGCAGAGCUGGAGAGAUAGAACUGAGAGACUUUUGGGAUCAUGCUAAUAGACUGAAAUACAUCAGCAGUAUCUACAGUGGAGUAUUAUGACUGAAACACUUACUGGAUUCUGAUCUAAUCAUUUUAUGGGAUGUUUUAUGAUCAAUGAUCAAUGGGCAUCUUUAUGGCUUUGACAAUGUAUGAUAAUGUGGCAUUUGUCUGAUUGGUGUGUUAAGGAAAAUUUUGGUUGUAUUUCUGCAAUUUGCUUGAGACUGAAAUCAGGUUUGAUUGGUUUUAGCUGAUGGAAUUAUUUUAUAUGUUGAAGAGAGAAGUUUGUUUAUCUUUCCUUCUCUCUUUUUAUAGAUAUGCAAAACUGUAUUACAUCAUGCCUUUUAAUUUUUUUAUUAUUUUUUUAUUAUUAAUUUAUUUGAUUUUCUCAACAACACAAAAGGCACUCCUCAAAAUUCUCACCCUCAUUUACUCACCAUCAUACCAUCCCAGAUGUGUAUGACUUUCUUUCUUCUGCUGAACACAAACAAAGGUUUUUAAAAGAAUAUUUCUGCUCUGUUGGUCCAUACAAUGCAAGUGAAUGGUGGCCAAAACCUUGACGCUCCAAAAGUAAAUAAAGUCAGCUUAAAGGUUAUCCAUACGACUCCAGUGGUUAAAUUCAUGUCUUCAGAAGUGAUAUGAUUGGUGUGGUAGAGAAACAGAUCAAUAUUUAAGUCCUGUCAAUCUCCACUUUCACAUACAGGUUCUUCUUUUGUUUUUGGCAGUUCGCAUUCUUUGUGCAUAUCGCCACCUACUGGCCAGGGAGGAGAAUUUAUAGUAAAAAAUGACUUAAAUAUUUAUGUUUUUCACCCACACCUAUCACAUUGCUUCUGAAGAUAUAGAGUUGUAUGGAUUACUUUUAUUCUGCCUUUAUGUGCUUCAUUUUGGAGCUUCAAAAUUUUGGUCACCAUUCACUUGCAUUGUGUGGACCUACAGAGCUGAGAUAUUCUUCUUAAAUCUUUGUUUGUGUUCUGCAGAAGAAAGAAAGUCAUACACAUCUGGGAUGGCAUGAGGGUGAGUAAAUGAUGAGAGAAUUAUCAUUUUUGGAUGAACUAUUUCUUUAAAGUGUUUUUGUCUUAAAGGUUCUGUAAUGGAAAAAAUGGUAAUAGGCUACCAAACAUUAAAUGUACCUAUUUCCUGACAAAUAUGAAAGGUCCUAAAAAAUAUUAUAUUUCUUAAUGACAUCUCCAGGCAUUGUAAAAAGCAACAAAAUAAAUAAAUAAAGUCA